Messenger RNA from Leguminivora glycinivorella, 3313 nucleotides. It is a transcript of the gene Cog1, whose product is annotated as conserved oligomeric Golgi complex subunit 1. Bases 151 to 2928 code for a protein of 925 amino acids. The record is from RefSeq and is a predicted model, not a curated record. Gene Ontology annotation, cellular component: Golgi apparatus; COG complex. NCBI's taxonomy places the organism in Eukaryota, Metazoa, Arthropoda, Insecta, Lepidoptera, Tortricidae. Gene Ontology annotation, biological process: intra-Golgi vesicle-mediated transport. The transcript is spliced from 13 exons.
GCCUGUUUGUGUAGUUAUUUGGAAUUCAUUCCUUCGGCAGAAUUAAAAUGUUUAUUCAACAAAAAUAGUAUUUAAGUUAAUAAUAUUCACAGGUCCUGAAGUACAUUUAUUGUUUAAUAUCAGGCUAGAAUUUUCCAACAAUAUCUGAAAAUGUCACAGCCUAACUUACUUGAAAUAGUGCCUGAACAACUAUUUCAAAAUUACUUUAUCACCGAAAUAGACCAAGUGCAGAAAAAAUUACAAUAUGAAAUUGAAAGGAAGAGGGAAGAGUUACGAGCUAUGGUGGGGGAAAGAUACCGAGACCUGAUACAUGCGGCUGACACUAUUGAGGAAAUGAAGACAACGACAGAAAGCACUCUAAACCACAUCACUGGUAUGAUGGAAACAUGUAAGAGCCUUCAUGACACUCAUCUUGUUGGCUUUAAAGUUGAUAAAAAGCAGACACAAACUUCAAGUUUCAUAAAUGUAAACCCAAUGAACGGUAUAUCAGUGCAAGUUAAGAUGCUGAUGGAGAUUCCGGAGAAGAUUUGGAAAUGCAUUGAAGCUGAGGACUUUGUGAAGGCUACAAGAUUGUUUAUAAUGGCACGCCAUAUUAAUACUGGGCUCCAACUGCAAAUAGGUGGCAAGAAUGUGAAACCGGGCAUGCAGUCUCUACAGAGGCUGAUACACGCGCAGUGGAGUUCUGUGUCCAACUUCAACCAGACAAUCAUAGAUGUCUGCAGGCAGAGAUUGCAAGAUGUUGACAUCAGUGUCGAGGUGGCCAGUUCUUGCCUCACAAGUCUCUACAUUCUCGACUCUCAAAACAUGGUGGAACUCCUGAACACCUUCAUUAGUCUCCAUAGCAACAGUAGCCUGAAGUCGACCCUGCAGUUUGAUUUGCAGCACAUUCUAGAAGGAGAUGUUAAAGCGCAGAUCAAGGAGAAAAUUGUGAAUGCCGUGAAAAUUGUUCUGAAGACUGUUGUUUUGGUUUAUGCUUGUUUUGUUGAAAACAAUGGAGGUGCCGUGCUUACCAAGUUGAAAAAUUUGUUCCGAGCGGAUUCCGAGACUUUGGUUGAAAUAGUGCAGUUCAGUGACCCUUCUGCGCUGAAACUUUUACCGCCUGUCAUUGCCAACUAUAGAUUAUCAUCAAACAAAGAAAUCCAAGAACUAGCAAAAGAUGAAAUAACUAACUGCGUUCAAAAAUGGAGUGUAUGGGUCAAAUCGUUUAUAGAUGAGAGUGUGAAGAGUCUACUGCAUAAUGUCACCAGGGUCAAAAUUCUGCACGAGAUACGGGAAGAAGCAUUUAAGAUUGAAAUCCCCGAAAACUGGAGCGCCUUAUGCUCAUCCCUGGACAUCCCAGAAGUCCACGUCUGGUGUCACUACUUCCAGCCGCUCCUCACCGCUCGCGUCAAGGUCAUCAUAGACAACCGAUGGACUAAAGUCUAUGACGCCUUUAAAACACAAAUACUGGUCGAUUUGACCAGAUCGGGGGAUAGCGAAGGAGAGAUUGAUAUAAAUUGGUUCGUGUGGAAGGACCUUAUUGGGGAUACUGUAAUAGAAUCGAGGAAUGAAGUCAUAAAGGUCAUGAAUUCGCUUAUGAGAGGUAUGUCCCUCCAAGACCGUGGUUUCACGACCAACCUAGAGAAACUCUGCCAAGACUUAGACAGCGAGCUACAGAAGCUUCUAGAAGACCUCAGAGUGUACUUAUAUCGGGACAAAAAGGGGACAAUUCGGGACAAAUUGUUGUUCACAUAUGAGGAUGAGGAGGAUAUCGCGCAGAUGUAUAGCGAUAGAGAAGAAAUUGAAGUGUAUUUGAGGGAUACAGCUGAUAGCAGUGUUGACAGUAUGCUCCAAUACAUAAAAGUGUGCUUCGAAGAGCCAACUCUCCAAUCAUCAGAAAGCCAAAGAAAAACAACAGCCAUAUACACCGCCCGUUUCAUCCAAGCGAUUCCCAUAAUCAUGCUGAACCUUCGCAAAUGCUACAUCCCUGAAGCUUCUAUGGAUGAAAAUGGGAUGAAAAGGUGGAAUGACUUGUGUGGGAUUCUGAAGCAGAAUUGUUUAAUUUGUUGGGGGAAAUGGGUGGAUAUAGUGAUGGAAAAAGUUGAGGAGUUGAUGAAGGAUUUGCCUCAGCAGUUUACUUUGGAGGCUAAUGUUGAUUAUUUGAUGAUGCAAUGGGACGUCAUAAAAAUAGAAGAAAAAGACGACGAAGGCAAAACUAUCGAGUCCACAAUCAAAGUACCGGCCGGACCAUCCUUAAAACUACAAGAGUACCUUUACGCAGUCAGCAGAAUACUCGAUGAAGUCGUCCCACACACAUUACCAGUAGAAAUCCACACAUUAUUCAUAGAGAAAAUCACAACUAUCACUUUCGCACACUACGAUAAAGUGAUAAGAGAGAAAGAGGCAGAUAUAAAUCAGAGGUGUGCGCUUCAGUUACUGAUGGACGUGCGACAUUUGACCUUAUUGCUUAUGCCGCGAGAGAAUAAGAAGUCAAUGGACUUUUCUCAUGAGAUUUGCGAGUUUUUAAGGUCGAAAAUAGAUCCGUUCGACUAUGACGUCUUCUAUCCGUACGUCCAGACUAAUUUGAAGCGAUCCGUACAAAGAGUUCAGACACUACUAGGCAGUAUAAUCCUUCAGCACUCUCAACUGUCUGGUAUAAUCGGGCCAGCACCAGUGUCGUCAAGCGGCAGCGGCGACCGCGCCGCGGCGCUGUUAGCCGCCGGCAACGCGCACUGGUUCUCACUACUGCCCGUGGCCGCGCAGCCUAGUCGGGAGAAACUGGACAAGCCGAUAAAGAAAAAGCCAAUGACGUCAGCUAGCCCCAACAAGCCGCGGGGAGACAUAUCGGACCUGAUGACGUCAUCACUGCCCAUCAACUUCGCCAAUGCCCGUUCUGGCGCUGCGUCGUUCUUCAACCAGAUGGCUUCCGAUUGGUUCAGCGGGUCUUAACUUCUAGUGUAGGUAAAGAAAAGACCUACAAGGAUUUUCUUAUGUUGAUGCGUAGGUACUGUCUCUAAAUCACGCGCAAAAGGGUACUGAAAGAUGUAACGUUUGUACGGGAAUGCCCCGUAGAACUCUUCUUCAUUGUCUUUAUUUAAUUCCAGUGACUAUUUUGUUUAUUCCUGAGUAAGUUAAGCUAAUAAAAUGUGAUGUUAUCUGGGUAAAGGGACCUUAUUGUCGAUGACGCUUACGGCGUUAUGAACGAUGUUCGUAUACAAAUACGACGCCGCGGGACGUAUGUAAGCGCCAUCGACAAUAACGUCCCUUUACCCAGAUAACGGCACAAAUAUAUUUAAACAGUGAUGAUUAUAUUGUCAUACAUAGAAAUAUUUAA